Molecule: messenger RNA, 1593 nt
Organism: Phytomonas sp. Hart1
Lineage: Eukaryota; Euglenozoa; Kinetoplastea; Trypanosomatida; Trypanosomatidae
Source: the annotation of a GenBank genome assembly
AUGUCAACAAUUCCAAAAACUGCUAGGCUAGAUGCUGUCAUCCCAGCUUCCCAUCAGAAAGUUUUUGCAACCUUGUUGAGAGUUAAUGCUGAAAAGGGUCUUAAUACUACCCUUCGCGUUGCCGGUGGGUGGGUACGCGACAUGCUUCUUGGUUUGUAUUCGAGUGAUAUUGAUAUCGCUAUUGAGUCACCUUCAGGUUCAGUAGUGUCAGGGGAGCGAUUUGCCAACGAAGUAUCAGCCUUUGAGGCGACGGAAAGCGGGAAAGCCCAUACAGUAGGUGUUAUCCGAGUUAAUCCAGCUCUUUCUAAGCAUAUCGAAACUGCCACUGUUUGUGUGCAUGGCAUCCCGGUCGAGUUCUGCGCGCUUCGAGCGGAUGAGUACUCUUCAGACACCCGCAUCCCACAAGUAAGGCCUGCCACUCCCUUGGGGGACUCUCUCCGAAGGGAUUUUACCGUAAACGCUCUUUUUUACAAUCUCAACACUAACAUCGUAGAGGACUACACCACAGGUCUUGAAGACCUUCAGGGGUGCAUUAUUCGAUGCCCGCUUUCACCAAAGGAAACGUUUUUCGAUGAUCCGCUUCGUUUACUGCGGGGGGUACGCUUUGUCGGCCAGCUUGGGAAGCUGAAUUUUAGUCUUCAUAACAAUAUUCUUGAGUCUGUGGACGACGAGUUGCUUGAUAAGCUGUCUCAUAAAGUGUCUCGGGAGCGUGCUGGCACUGAAUUUACUAAAAUGAUGACUACUGCUUUUCCUGAAAAGUGUGUUGAGUUGCUUUUUGACAUGCGCUUGCUCCAAAAAUACUUAUUAGCGGAGGUUUAUAUGAAGCAGCUUCCAGGUAAAAAGAAGUUUUCAUCGGAAAUUGAACGAAUCGAGUAUCUAUCUGACAAAGAAAUCAAUAGUCAGCGCGCUCUUGAGAGCGUCAUGGAGCUCAACACCAUAGUUUGUCCACUUUUUUCUAAGCCAUCUUCACCCCUCUUUGUAGAAGAGAAGGGCAGACUGAUAGCUAUGAUGUUUGAGCUUAUAAUUCCAUUUUUCCGAAGUGUCCCACCACCCGAAGUUGAGAAGCGUCUUUACGCACUCUGUAUUAAUGGUUUAAAGCUUCCGUUAUACACCUUUCACUCUAUCCAGGCUAUGAUAAACUGUUACAACGUACUUCGAAGCUAUAGCUUGUCAAUCACGGCUCUACAUCAGGCUGAUGUGACCGAUCCCACCAAGCUAAUUGUUUUUGAAGCUCUUGGUCACUUAAACAAUUCAUCUGUUAUAUCGAAAGCUUUCAAUAUUGUUCUUUAUACUUUCUUGGUGUUGGAGGAGAAUUUCAACUUAUUGCAUAGCACCGGGGAGCCAAAUAAGGUAAUGGAUUUUUACAUAUCGCUAUGGCGCCGACUAGAGGCACAACAAGGUUUGUUGAACGCCUAUCAACUGCAGUUACCAGUAAAGGGAAGUGAUUUGAGAAAUAUUAAGGGGAUAAAACCAAUCAAUAUUGGGGCUCUGUUAAUUGAUAUUCGUAAAAAAGUUAUACUGAAUCCAUCAAUCAGUCGCGAAGAAAUAAUCGAUUGGUUAAAAGAAGUGGGAGGAAGUAAUCUAAAGACUUGA